Molecule: messenger RNA, 462 nt
Organism: Clonostachys byssicola
Lineage: Eukaryota; Fungi; Ascomycota; Sordariomycetes; Hypocreales; Bionectriaceae
Source: the annotation of a GenBank genome assembly
AUGUAUCAUGCCACAUCAAACGAUAUGACACUGCCACAGGAUAAUUUGAGGACGGCAUCUGGGCCUAAUACGCCGAAGCCAGACUAUCCUGGUCCAAAACCUAUCCCAAACCCAGACCCUCAACCUAAUUGCCGUUCAGCUUCAUGCUACAUCGACCUAAGCAAUAUCAAGUCCAAAUUUCCCAAUCUCACGGCUCUGCCUCGCCCGGAGCCUAGCCAGAGCAGAGCAGCCGAGCACACUCUCUGGAAGGCUGAAUUCGAGCAAUGGGGUGGCCUCCAAUGCGGCUGUGGAAAUGGAUAUUUUUGCCGUGAGCAUGGAGACUGGAUCUCAGGUGGCGAGGUCCGGCACGGACACGCAUUGCCUCGUGGCGAUCAGAAGAAUGGUUGCUGCCCAACACACCACUAUCAAGGCCCUAGUGGAAGAGACAGCUACGUUGGUCAGAGGGACGGGGCUCGAUCUUGA